AUGCCUUCCGUCUCUUUUCUGCUCGUUGAUAUCAAGUAUAUGUUACCCAGCUACGUCGCCGGGUCAGGCUACAAUGAGCAUGACGAGAAUCUGGUGGCCGAUGCAAACAACGACAUUGUGGUGGUAGUCAUCCAGUAUCGACUCGGUAUCUUCGGCUUUUUGUCGGGAAACGAAGUCGUUGAGGGAGGGGGUGCCCUCAACGCUGGUCUACCUCUAAACGUCAAUGGAUCAAGCGUUUGCGUUCAAAUCAGUAAGUUCGGAGGCGACCCUUCCAAGGUCACGAUCUGGGGUGCAUCUGCUGGAGCUGGAUCCGUUCUCCAGCACGUCAUCGCCAAUGGCGGCAAUACACAGCCGCCUCUAUUUCGGGCUGCCAUGACCAGUUCGACGUUCUUACCAUCCCAAUACUACUACAACGAUACGAUACCCGAGACUAUCUACCAGACCGUGGUUAACGGAACGGGGUGCAACACCUCCGCGACACCCUUCGCGUGCCUUCGCAACGUCUCAGCAGACUUACUUGAACAGAUGAACAACUAUACCAACACAAACGCUCUAUAUGGUGUAUUCACGACAGUUCCGAUGGUUGAUGGAAAGCUCAUCGUUGAGCCUCCAAUUAGUACCCUAGUUAGAGGGAAUGUCAACGGAGAAAUAUUGUUGGCUGUAACAAACUCUGAUGAAGGCGCUCUCUUUGUCAACACCAGUGCAUUGUACCCAGCCGCCGACUACAUCCACAACCUGUUCCCUCUUCUUCCUAUGGGUGACGUACAAAAGAUCGCAGAGGCGUAUGCUAAUUACACGAUUGCACCUGGAGAAGUUGUACCUGAGAGUCGCAACGUCACUCAGGCAAUAGGUAUACAUGGGCGAAUGUGGGCCUUCAACAAGGCAGGGAAACGCGCUUGGAAGGGCCUCUUUGCGAUCCCUCCUGGGUACCACGGCGGCGACGUCCCCUACUACUUCACGUCCGUCGGUCCACCAAUUGACAACCCCUCUCUCAUCGCCUCAUUUUCCCAGUCUUUCAUAAGCACCGCCAUCUCGCUCGACCCAAACAACCACCUUGACUCGAGCGAUAUCACACCCCAGUGGAACACGUGGGUAUAA
This is a messenger RNA of Coniophora puteana RWD-64-598 SS2, 1098 nucleotides long. RefSeq names its product alpha beta-hydrolase. The transcript is spliced from 9 exons. Lineage: Eukaryota; Fungi; Basidiomycota; Agaricomycetes; Boletales; Coniophoraceae. The coding region runs from base 1 to 1098 and encodes 365 amino acids. The record is from RefSeq and is a predicted model, not a curated record.